Xenopus laevis (African clawed frog) is the source of this 6096-nucleotide messenger RNA. It is a transcript of the gene fgd5.L, whose product is annotated as FYVE, RhoGEF and PH domain containing 5 L homeolog. Gene Ontology annotation, molecular function: metal ion binding; guanyl-nucleotide exchange factor activity. The coding region runs from base 213 to 4865 and encodes 1550 amino acids. Lineage: Eukaryota; Metazoa; Chordata; Amphibia; Anura; Pipidae. Gene Ontology annotation, cellular component: cytoskeleton; cytoplasm. The transcript has 21 exons. The record is from RefSeq and is a predicted model, not a curated record.
UGUAGUCAGUGCGCUGCAAUCACACAAGCAGCAGCAGCUGCAGCACAGGGAUCUCUGUGUCUCUAUCUCCAGCCUGGGACCAGGAAGCCAAUGAUCAGCUGACACUCUAUUACUGCUGGGGGACUGUGCCCACCACACUCUGUGCCCCCUGCAACCUGGAGAAUGGUCUGAGCACAGGGGGGCAUCUCUUAAACUUUUCGGGAGCUUGGAAGAUGAGCACAGAGAUCACCAAACCUACUCUAGCACCAAAGCCGCAAGGUCUUGACUCAUUCAGUUCAGUUCCUCUUCUUAAGAACUCCUCUCCUCUGAUCUCAAGAGCUGGCCUCGUUCGUCAAACAAACUCAAUGUCAAGGGGUCCCAAACCUCCUAUUGCUCCAAAGCCUGUGCUGUCCCCUUCCUCGGAAAGACGAUCCACAGUGAAUGCUAAUAAUUCAUUUAAUAAAUGUGCUAAUGGGAAAGUGGUUUGUCCUGUGGAAAAUAUUUCAAAUACUGAUCAAUACAGUCUGGAGUGCUCAGAGUCAGACACACCGGACAUGACAUUUGAGGAUUACAGCACUGUUCCUGACUCCCAGUUUACAGACGAAGAAAACACUGAUAUUGAAUGUGAACACAGCUCUUCAUUCGAUACCUGGGAAACCCCUCAAGAAGAAGUUGAUAUAAGUGAUAAUCAGAGCUACAGCCCCUCUGGAGUACAAGAAGAAGACAGUGGGAACCCAGACAGUGUUCCUUCAAGAGAGGUGGAAUCGGGAGAAUCUACGGAAUUAGAAGACAGUGACAACACAGACGCUUUAAGCUUGAGGUCUUCAUCCACUGCGGAGGCAGACAGCUUGGUGCCUCAUUCUGGUUGUGAGACCUUGUUGUUUAAAAAUAAUCUUGGGGAUAUUGAGGAUUUUUUGCCAUUGGAUCACAAUGAGUGCAACACAGAAAACAAAGCAAAUGACAAAAAUCUAAAGAACAUGGGUUGUGAUGAUGUUAUUUUGACAGAUGUUUAUUUUGAGGAACUCCCAGUGGAUAAAACCUGUUGUGAAGGAAAUACAAACACUGAAGAGACUCCUUGCAAGGAACACAAUGAGUCUCCUGUAUCAACAGAAGUGGAUUUAGUAAAUGUUGAACCAUUGGAGAACUUUAUAGUCUGUGACAAUACCCAGUGUGGUGAGGCUUCAGAAACUGAGCAGGAUUUAGUUGCAGAAUCUUUAGAUAGUUUCCAGUUUACUGGGGAUGUUGCUGAUUUAGAGAAUGAUGAUGGACAAGACUCAUUUACUCAUAACAGUGAAUUAACAUUGCCCAUUUUAUCGUCCUUCUGUGAUGGGGAAGGAGAACAAAAGGAAGAUACAAUACAUGAAAUGAACGCGUUGUCAUUAAACAAUAUAAUAUUAGAUAAUAAAGAAGGAAUAAUUACAAACUUUUUUAAAUCAAGUGAAGAAACUGCACAUGAGGACAGCAUAGAUGAUAGUUGUCUAAUUGUGCCUUAUGAAAAUGAAGGUUCUGAAGAACCAAAUGAGCCUUUGGAAGGAAUGGUGGCUUUGGAGAAUGGCUUGGGCAAUAACUCUGUUUCAGAACUUCUAAUACAGACUGUGACUGAUGACAAGGAAUGUUUUUCUGACAAUAAUCGUAGCAGAGAACUGGAAACCACUCACGCACAGGUCACAUUUACAGGUGUUGAAGAGGGAAGUGAUGGGUGUGAUGAAGAACCAUCUGCUGUUAGUCAUGUUGUGGUAAAUGAAGGGGAUUUAGCUGACACCACACACUACUCAACUGAAGAUCAGGAAAGGGAGGUCAAAGAGGUUGACUCAGCAGAUGUUUUACCAGUGUCUGAGGUAAUCACUGAACCCGUGGAGGAGGAUGAAGUCAAUCCUUAUGUUCUUGAGGAUAGUGCACAGUCAAGAAGCAGAAUGCUGCUCAGUGCUGAAGAGUCUGCACAGAACAGGAAGGAUGGUGAUACACAGAGACCUUAUUGCACAGAUGAUAGUGUCUGUGAAGGGGAAAAUCAUUUACUCAAUGUAGACAGGAAAAACAUUGUAACAAGAACCAGGUCCUAUUCUGGAAAAAUUCCUGAGACUGUGCCAGAAGAAACUGGGGCAGAGUUUGACUCUCAGUUGUCAAACAGUGAGAUAAAAGCCAUAUGUGAAAAGAUGGAGACCAAGCCAAUUGAAGCAGGCAGAGCACUACCCAGGAAGCCAAGCCGUUUCAUUCCCUACCCUCGUUCCUACUCAGUGGAAGGCAGGGAGAACACAGUCUCGCUUUAUAUAGAGUCUGAUAUGGUGGUCAAUUUUUCCUCUCCUUAUCUAAUUAGUUCAUCUGGGAGUUUUUCACAGAGAAUUUCACUCCCAAUUCCCAAUUCUGUUGUAGACAUUCCACCUCCCUUUGAGCUUGCAAGUAUUACCAAAAAGCCAAUCACUAAAAGCUCACCAUCGCUUUUAAUUGAGAAUGAGUGUUCUGAGAAGUGCCAUAAGAAAAAGAAGUCAUCCUUUAAACGUUUCCUCACUUUGAAGUUCAAGAAGAAGACAGAAAACAAAGUUCAUGUAGAAGUCAAUGUAUCUUCAUCCAGGUCAUCUUCAGAGUCAAGUUACCAUGGAGCAUCCAGACACAUGGACACAGACAGAGGAAGCUUAGGUAACUCUCCGCAACUGCAAGCCCGUUCUGGAAUGCACUUCCGUCCAGAUUCCCCAUCCGCCAUGCUUUUCUAUAAGGAUAUGAAGAGAAAAGGAGCAUCUAAAGCGUUUAACCGAAGUGUGGCUAGGGUUGAGUCCUUCGAGGAUCGAUCAAGGCCACCAUUCAUGCCACUGCCCUUAACCAAACCCAGGUCCAUCUCUUUUCCUAAUGCUGACACCUCAGAUUAUGAAAAUAUCCCAGCAAUGACCUCAGACUAUGAAAAUAUUCAGAUUCCGCCACGGAGACCUGCCAGAGCUGGAACAUUCACAGAAUUUUUUGAAGACCCAAGCAGGGCCUUGUCCUCAGCCAAUGAGAAUGAUGGAUAUGUUGAUAUGAGCAGCUUUAACACUUUUGAAAUCAAGCAGCUAACACCUGACCAGGAAGCUGAAAGUGCUUACACGGAGCCAUACAAAGUCUGCCCCAUCCUUACCAGCACAGCAGAAGACAUUACUUCUGAUGAAGAACCAAAGAGCUCUGAAGAGGAGGGGAAUUGUCUAGGGGAGUCUGGAGUGGUUCAGAAGAAAGAUGGACCAAUGAGAGCUCUGAACAUCGUAGAAAGUUUGUUGUCAUCUGAGAAAGAGUACGUGGACAUGUUAAAGCGUCUGCACAUUGAGUUUCACACGGCUGUGCUCAGAGUGCUGGGCAGCGAAGAGGAGGACGGGGAGGAUGAGCUCAAACUACGCCACGGAUUGAGUGGACUUCUCAACAUUUACCUGCUGCACGAGGAAAUCUUGGCUGAGCUGGAGCAAAGGAUAUCACACUGGGAGGAAAAUCAGAACAUAGCAGACGUAUUCCUGAGCCGCAAGUCUGACUUCCAGCACCACACAGCCUUCAUUGUGGCAUUUGAUAAGAUGACAGCUGCCCUGGAUGACUGCACCCUUAAAAUCUCCUACUUGGCAACAGUUGUAAGAGACUUUGAGAGGUACCUCCAUCGUGGUCAAGCCAAUGUGAAGCAUGAACUGCUGAAGGUAGUGCAGAGAAUCUUCCAGUAUCAUAUGAUUCUUACAGACUACCUGAAUAACCUGUGCCCAGACUGGGCAGAGUAUGAAGACACCCACGCGGCCCUGUUGAUGGUGUCAGAAGUUGCUGAUCGAGCCAAUGACAGCAUGAGACAAGGGGAAAACCUCCAGAAACUGGUACAGAUUGAGCACAGUGUCAGGGGUCAGAGAAGCCUUCUUCAGCCUGGGAGGGAAUUUGUGAAAGAAGGAACUCUAAUGAAAGUUUCUGGAAGAAACAGGCACCCCCGGCAUUUGUUCUUGAUGAAUGAUGUUUUGCUCUAUACAUACCCACUGAAAGAUGGCAAAUACCGGCUGAAGAACACCCUCUCAAUUCCAGGAAUGAGGGUUAGUCGCCCCAUUGUGGAGCAUGCGCAGAAUGUGCUUAAAAUUGAAUGUAUGGAACGUUGCCUUAUGUUGUCUGCAAGCUCAUGCACAGAGAGGGAUGAAUGGUAUAGCUGUAUCAGCAGAACUGUGCAGGAAUAUUACAAAGCUCCCACUGUAUCUAUCUACAACAACCUAGAGAUCAGGGAAAGACUGGGAAUGGGCUUGGGUGAGAGACCCCCGAGUGUGGCCCAUAUGUCUCAUGCUGUGAUGUGUAUGAAUUGUGGCAGCGACUUCACCCUAACGCUAAGGCGCCAUCACUGUCAUGCUUGCGGCAAGAUUGUUUGUCGCAGUUGCUCAAGAAACAAAUAUCCGCUAAAGUACCUCAAAGAUCGACCGUCAAAAGUGUGCAACGGCUGCUUCGCAGAGCUACGAAAAAGAGAUCUAGCAGCGAUGAACAUGAACUCCUCGCCGCCCUUACCCAGAUCCACCAGCACAUUGUCGGCCAUGUUUCACAGCAUUCACCCGUCUUACUUUAGAAGACAAAAGAAAAUCCCUUCUGCUCUGAUGGAGGCUGCAACAUCAGGAGAGAAUUCCUCAAUUAGUGGCUAUCUGCAUCGGUGCAAGAAAGGCAAAAAAUACUGGAAAAAACGGUGGUUUGUUAUUAAGGGCAAAGUCCUCUACACCUACACAGCAUGUGAGGAUAAAGUUGCCACUGAAAGUUUACCUCUAUUAGGUUUCCACAUUGUGCCUGACAACUGGAAUGAGAACCCCAAACUGGGCACGGUUUUCCAGCUUUACCACAAAAAGACCUUGUUUUAUAACUUCAAAGCAGCAGAUACUAAUACUGCAAUCAGGUGGGUUGAAGCCAUAAAAGCUGCGUCUGUAUUAUAGCAUUUAUUAAUGAUGGACAGCAAGGAGUCCGGAAAACAAUAUCAGGAUUUUUUUUCUCGGAAUUGAGUCAAAUCAUUGAGUCUCUGCUGCUUCCGGAGUCUCUGUCAUUCUGCUGAUGCUUCACGCAGACUGGAACCUCUUGGCCUUUACCAUCGUAUCUUGUAUUUUAUCUUCUUUUUCAUACCAUGGCCAGGGAUGGACAUGAGGCUUUAACAUUCCUAGCAAUAACUGCACCAAAUAAAAAUGGCAUCGCCACACUUAGAAUAUACUUUACUUUUAAAAACAAUGGACCUUUUUCAUCAGCUGGAGCUUAAAAUAAAGGGUGCAAUUAUUUCCAUAGGAAAACCCAAGCCAAAUUUUAUGGUUAGGGGUUUGUACAUUUUGUUCCAAUGAUCAGCAAGCGAAAGAACUUACUCACAUAUAGAGGCGCUUUCAUUUAUUUUGAUGCUGCUCCUAUUGGAGUGACCAACUCUGAAUAUCUGAUUGGCUACAGCUUCUUGCCCCGCCCACUUCAAAACUACCUGUACAAAGACAAUAAAAACAAUAUCCACUCGUAUCCAAGUGAAAAGCAUUUUUAACACAGAGUGACAUGGACCCGUAUUAGCGAGAACAGAUCAUGGAUCUGUUACACUGGAAACCAACAUUAAGAAACAUGGAGACUUUCAAAUACGAAUUCAUUCUAUGUGAAAGAGUAUUUUGUAACAUUCACUAAUGUAUAUAUACUAUACAGUUCUCAAUGCCUUGACAGUACCUAAUAUAUUUCAGAUUGCAUAUGCUGUUUCUAAUUGGUUAAUAACAACUGUUAUUUGCACUGAAGUGUGGCCUCCAGCUCCUGCUCAGGCAAAGUAAUAUUUGGGGCCCGAUGGUGAUUACAGAGCUCCUGCUGUGCUGGUCAUGGGGAGGAGGGCCCGGAUCAUUUAGGUGUCAAGGGCCCCAAGAUUUCUGAUGGCAGCCCUGCUAUAAUAAAAUGGCAUGUUAUUGAAAGAGCCAGAAUGGGGCUGAGGAACAGGAAAUGCAACGCAAAAGAUCAUUGUUCUGCUGCAAGGAAACCUGCUAAGAAACAGCAAAUGCAUUGUAUUGUUUACAAAUAACUGACAGUAUUUUGAGCCUUAACUGAACUAAAAUAAAGAUUGUUCCUUUCCAACAUGUUAUGAGGACACAAGGUUCAUCUACUUUAAGGUCAAAAAGGACCUGUAAUAAUGAUGUGUAUAAAUAAAUAUGUUUAACAGUG